AUGUGUGCUGAUUUUCUAUGGUCUGGAUCUCCAACCAUCACUCACAAAGCGAAGGUGGCUUGGGAGGAUGUUUUCUCCCCAAAAGAAGAGGGUGGAUUAGGGCUGCACAAGUUCAGAGAUACAGCUCAUGUUGCUUGGACAAAGAAAUAUUUUCUCAAUGAUGGGACUUACUGGGACGUGAAGGAGGGCUCUGCUGGCUCCUGGGCUUGGCACAAACUCCUCAAGCUCCGUCAAAUGGCAUAUGACUGUCUCAAAUAUGAAAAGCUACGGGCAACAUUGAGACACAAUACUUGGGUGUCGAUCGCAGAUGUGGCAGAUGUGGCUACUAUAGCAGAUGUGGCUGAUGAGAAUGGUUGGAAGAUCAGAGCAAGAGGUCACCGGACUUUCCAUGACAUCUUUGAGAAAAUCUACGCAUUUCCAUUGCCAAAUAUUUCAGUCGGAGCAGAUAAAGUCUUGUGGCGUAGAGAUGAAACUAAUUAUCAGGACAGAUUCCACUCGGCGAGUACUUUGAACUAUCAGAGAAGUAAAAAGAAUAGAGUACCAUGGAGAAAGCUUGUGUGGUUCAGUCAAGCAGUUCCUCGCCACUCGUUUAUGGUAUGGCUCGCUCUAAGAAAUCAGUUGUCUACCGGAGAUCGAAUGUGA
Molecule: messenger RNA, 642 nt
Organism: Raphanus sativus (radish)
Lineage: Eukaryota; Viridiplantae; Streptophyta; Magnoliopsida; Brassicales; Brassicaceae
Exons: 3
Coding region: 1-642 (213 amino acids)
Source: RefSeq, a predicted model, not a curated record